This is a messenger RNA of Pundamilia nyererei, 2985 nucleotides long. It is a transcript of the gene midn, whose product is annotated as midnolin. The record is from RefSeq and is a predicted model, not a curated record. Gene Ontology annotation, cellular component: nucleus. The coding region runs from base 379 to 2079 and encodes 566 amino acids. Lineage: Eukaryota; Metazoa; Chordata; Actinopteri; Cichliformes; Cichlidae. The transcript is spliced from 8 exons. Gene Ontology annotation, molecular function: protein binding.
AAUUGCGUUAUAGACGCAUUCUUUCCCACAGACGACAGCAAGUUGGACUUGGUGGCAGCAGGGAAACUAGGCCACCUUAAAUGACAUGCUGACAUAAGAAGAACAUUACUCUCCACCCAUAUCCGAGAAGCGUCAGUUAAGAGGAGUCUCACCUUUCCGACUACGCUCUUAUCACCAAGUAAGACACCGGUGAUCUGACUAUACACGAAAGCAUCUCGGGACCUGACUGUUCCCAUUAUUGGCCAGGACUGACGAGCCCGGGUCUGCAGCGUAACGACGCGCACGGGGCCACCAGAGAAUUUACUGAGACGUUAUAUUGUGGAUAUUCAAGUGUCUGGAUUUAUCUCAGAGUUUUGUCGCUGUGUGGGUUUACUUUACAUGCCAAAACUGGGGCAAGAGACGGGAACGCAGCAGACUUUUCCGCGAAGCUUUACAGUUUUCGCCACAGUUCUUGGUUAUCGGAUGGACCAGCAUCCCAGCGCCCGAAGCUGCACCAGUCGCGGGGCUUCGUCCUGCGAGGCCGUCCCGACUGAACCCUCCAUGAAUCUGUACAUCCACUCCACCACCGGCACACGCUUCGAGCUCUCCUUGCCACUGGAGGAGACCGUGGAGGGACUGAAGAGGAGACUGUCGCAAAGACUCAAAGUCCCAAAAGAGAGACUCGCUCUGCUACACAAAGAAACGCGACUAAGUUCAGGCAAACUCCAGGAUCUAGGCAUCUCGGAUGGGAGCAAGUUAACACUUGUGCCAACAGUUGAAGCAGGAUUAAUGUCUCAAGCAUCAAGACCAGAACAGUCAGUAAUGCAAGCUUUGGAGAGCCUAACAGAAACUCAGGUCAGUGACUUCCUGUCUGGUCGCUCUCCCCUCACCUUGGCGCUGCGUGUAGGUGAUCACAUGAUGUUUGUCCAGCUCCAGCUGGCAGCGCAGCAGUCCGGUGGUCCCCAACUCCAGCACAGGCACCUCAUCACCCGGGGAAAUUCGGAGGGACAGCCCCGGGUUCCCCACACUCACCCGCACUCUCAUCAACCCCCCCAGCAUCCACAUAAUCACCCCAGCCCCCACUUGUCCCAUCCUCACCCUAUCCCCUCCUCCCCUUCUUCCCCAGGAUCCCCUUCUUUUCCCCUGCCCUCCACACACCUCCAGUCCCUUCCUCCCAUGUACCACCAGUCGCCCUCCUCUGCUCACUGUAGCCCCCCUACUCCUCCACCACACUCCCCUCGCCCAUCCCAUGUCCCUGGGGGUCUUUUCCGCUCGCCCGCUCAUCAUCACCACCACCCCCACCACCACCAUCAUCACCACUACCACCAGCCUUCCUCAGGCCAACCCAGCCACGAGAUCGGCCAGGUCAGCCCUGUAGCCCCAGUCCUCUGCCCUGAGGCUAACUGCAGUACCAACAGCUCCAACAGUGGCACCAGUUCCUCGCCACGCUCCCGUAAACCCGGCGCCAUCAUUGAAAGCUUUGUCAACCAUGCUCCCGGAGUCUUCUCAGGGACUUUUUCAGGCACUUUGCACCCAAACUGCCAGGACAGCAAUGGGCGUCCCAGACGGGAUAUUGGGACCAUCUUGCAAAUCCUCAAUGACCUCCUGAGCGCCACACGCCACUACCAGGGCAUGCCCCCCUCCCUCACCCAGCUCCGCUACCAGACGCAGUGUGGUUCGCCCACUUCCCCAUCCCCCUCGCCGCCUCCCUCCCCUCCAGUUGCUGGCAUGACGGGCCUCUCUGCCAAAGCUACCUCUGUGCCCGCCAGCAGCCCUCCUCCAGCUCUGCAUCCACUUGUGCAGUGCGAGAGCCAGAUUCGCAUGUGCAAACCCCCUGGUGAUCGUAUACGUCAGACAGAGAACCGCGCAACCAGGUGUAAGGUGGAACGUCUGCAGCUCUUGAUGCAGCAGAAGCGUCUGCGCAGGAAGGCCAGGCGGGACCAACGGGCUCCUUAUCAGUGGCUGCCCAACCGCAAGGCGGGACGCAGCAAUAGCAACAGCAGCAUGUCCAGCGAGGGCUCCCUGGACCUGGACUUUGACGAUUCAGUGUGGAAGCCCGAUGUAAAGGCUGACUUGAAGUCCGAGUUCGUCAUGGCCUGAACCAUCUGCUCCCACAUACGCAUUCAAAGAUGUGCAAAGCAUUGCUUGGGAUUUCCUUAGAGAUAAUUUUGAGGGAGCGGAUUUGCAGGAGAUGACAUGUAACUUCAGAGAGGAAAUCACAGUUGUCCUUGCGACAGUCAUCUGUCACAUGAAAACAGGCUCUCUGCAGACUCUAAUCUCAUUCUGCCCUUUGUGGGUGACCUUGUGAAAAAAAAUAAUAAUACAGCAACAUUAGCAAAAGAACUUUCUUGUGAUGCUUGGAUUUGGACAGGCAACUACUGGACUUAACAGUGUGCAAGACCUUUUUUGGGGGGUUUGAUUACAGAGACCAUACCUGUACUUGAGUAUAGCAGAAUUCAGUGGGUGGUGGUGGUGGUGGUGGUGGUAUUUUCAGAAUUUUUGUUUUUGUUUUUUUCUUUUUAAAUGCACUCUGGGGAGAAAUGAAGAGAUCCACACUGGACAUAACAGGACAGGAGCACCAGAGGCUUCAGUGUUUCCUAAUCAGAAGAAGGGCAGAACUGCCGGACUAUGGAUUAUUUCAGUGGGCAUUCUAAUUGAUCUCAAAACUCAUCAACAAGAGUCCAGUUUUUACCUGUUACGGGGUGGUUAAACCUUUUCUUUUUCCACUUUUAAGCAUAUUAUUAUAUUUUAUAAACAAAAAAAUAUGUAGCAUUGUUCACAAAGCAUUCAGGUUUUCAUAUAACAGUUCAAAGUAGUUUGCACAUAUUCUUGAUUUAUAACAGCUGGUCAAAAUGUGCGAGGAGGAGGUGGGGCCUGAAAUAGAAUAAAUAAUAAAUAUGGAAGUAUUGAUAUCAACCUCAGUGACAUAGGGUAUUGAUAGGAAUGAUUAAUGAAUACACAAAAUAAAUGAAUAUUAACAGAAAGUGCUUUAGAGGAUUUUAAAAU